Molecule: messenger RNA, 2085 nt
Organism: Pollicipes pollicipes
Lineage: Eukaryota; Metazoa; Arthropoda; Thecostraca; Pollicipedomorpha; Pollicipedidae
Product: sodium- and chloride-dependent glycine transporter 1
Exons: 12
Coding region: 101-2038 (645 amino acids)
Biological process (GO): amino acid import across plasma membrane; sodium ion transmembrane transport; nitrogen compound transport
Cellular component (GO): plasma membrane
Molecular function (GO): amino acid:sodium symporter activity
Source: RefSeq, a predicted model, not a curated record
ACCCCGCCGCCCGGCCGGCGAUUCAGACCGGGGAGGGAGCCCGUCGAAGAAGGUUCGGCCAAUAACACCGCAUAGGUCCGACCACUGACACUGCGCCGACAUGGUCAUCAAGGAGACGGCGCCCAGUCUGGCGAGGCAACUCCUGCCAGACCGCAGCCUGGAGCUCAGCUGCAUCAGGAGUGAGGAGCAGGAUGCUAACUCCUGCUGCUCCGAAGACUCUGGAUCUUCCAACUCAGGGAGUGAUGAGAAAAUUGUCCGUGGCAAUUGGACCGGCAAACUUGACUUCUUCCUCAGCUGCGUGGGAUACGCCGUGGGACUUGGAAACAUUUGGAGAUUUCCGUACCUGUGCUAUCGGUCCGGAGGAGGUGCCUUCCUGAUCCCCUACUUCACGUUUCUCCUGUUGUGCGGCAUGCCGCUGUUCAUGAUGGAGCUGGCUUUCGGCCAGUUCGCCAACCAGGGUCCCAUCAGCGUCUGGCGCAUCAGCCCCAUCUUCAAAGGCUUGGGCUACGGCAUGGUGCUCAUUUCGGGCAUCGUCUGCAUCUACUACAACGUGAUCAUCACCUGGACGCUGUACUACAUGUACCUGACGUUCCGCUCCGUCCUGCCGUGGUCCACCUGCGGCAACUGGUGGAACACGGACAACUGCGUGACGCGCCACAUCAACAACACCGGCAACGGCACGUUUAACGCCUCGCUGCACCCGGAGCGCACCACGGCUAGCGAGGAAUUCUGGAGGGGGUACGUCCUUCAGAUAUCAGACGGUAUCGAUGACAUCGGACAAGUGCGGACUGAGUUAAUCAUCACUCUGUUCGUCGCCUGGAUUAUCAUCUUCUGCUGCCUCUUCAAGGGCGUCGAGUCGUCUGGCAAGGUGGUGUACUUCUCAGCCACGUUCCCCUACCUGGUGCUGCUCAUCCUCAUGGUGCGGGGCGUUACUCUGCCGGGCGCCAUGAACGGCAUCAAGUUCUACCUCUCGCCCAAGUGGGAGCUGCUGAAAACGUUCAAGGUCUGGGGAGACGCCGCCACCCAGAUCUUCUACUCUGUGGGACCUGCCUGGGGCGGCAUCUUGACCAUGGCCUCGUACAACCGGUUCCGCCACAACUGCUACCGGGACGCGCUGAUCGUGCCGCUCAUCAACUGCGGCACGUCUGUGUUCGCCGGCCUGGUCGUGUUCGCCAUCAUCGGAUUCAUGGCACAGGAGACUGGCCGAGACAUCGAGGACGUCGUAUCCCAGGGUCCGGGGCUGGCGUUCAUCGUGUACCCGGAGGCGGUGGCGCGCCUGCCGAUCUCGCCGCUCUGGGCGUUCCUGUUCUUCUCGAUGCUGUUCACAAUCGGGAUCGACUCCCAGUUCGGCAUGUUCGAAUGCCUGAUAUCAGCCUUUGUAGACGAGUUCCCGGUGCUGAGGCCCAAGAAGAUCCUCUUCACGGCCGGCAUGUGCUUCGUGCUCUUCCUGCUCGGCAUCCCCUGCGUGACAAACGGUGGCGUGUACGUGCUGCAGCUGAUGGACUGGUACUCGGCCGCGUUUUCCCUCAUGAUCGUAUCGCUGCUGGAGUGUAUCGUCAUCGCCUGGGUGUAUGGCGAGGAGCGGUUCUCGCUCGACAUUGAGAUGAUGGUCGGCCGCAAGCCGAACAUCUGGUUCAGGCUCUGCUGGAAGUACAUCUCGCCGGCCGUCAUCUGCUUCAUCCUGCUGUUCACCUUCAUAAACCACGAGCCCGUGACCUACAACGACACCGGGUACCCCGACUGGGCCAUCGUCAUCGGCUGGCUCAUGGCCCUCGUCUCCAUCGCCGCCAUACCCGCCGUCGGCUUGAUGGUGCUGCUCGGGAAGAAGGGCACCUUUGUGGAGCGGCUGAUGCAGUGCGUGCGACCCGACCCGAUGUGGGGGCCCAUCAAGCAGGAAAACCGGCUGCUCUACCGCAAGUCGCUGGAGGGCGUGCGCGCCCGGUUCCCGCAGACGCACGUGGCCGGCGUGGACAGGGUACCCAGCGGCGACAGCCUGAGUGCGGCCAAUGAGAUCGCCUGCCUCAACACGACCGUGUAGCCUCGCCAGCGGGGAGGCAACCGCCGCGUCGGCCGCGAUGGGGAGGG